Gopherus flavomarginatus (Mexican gopher tortoise) is the source of this 867-nucleotide messenger RNA. Its product is annotated as myb/SANT-like DNA-binding domain-containing protein 2. The coding region runs from base 19 to 603 and encodes 194 amino acids. The record is from RefSeq and is a predicted model, not a curated record. The transcript has 2 exons. NCBI's taxonomy places the organism in Eukaryota, Metazoa, Chordata, Testudines, Testudinidae.
UCAUCAGCACAGGUAGCAAUGCAGUCUCCUGAGAAUCGAAAAAGAGCUCCAGCAUGGACCGCACGGGAGGUACUGGAUCUGAUCGCUAUAUGGGGAGAGGAUUCAGUGCUAACAGAACUCCAUUCCAAAAGACAAAAUGAAAAAAUAUUUGAAAAAAUUUCCAAGGCUAUGAUGGCCAAAGGCCACACCAGGGACUCAGUGCAGUGCAGAGUGAAAGUUAAGGAACUCAGACAAGCAUACCAGAAAACCAAAGCAGCAAACGGAAGGUCCGGGGCAGGGCCGAAAACAUGCCACUUCUACGCUGAGCUGCAUGCAAUUUUAGGGGGCUGCACCACCACUACCCCACCCCUGUCCGUGGAUUCCGAGGUGGGGGUUGUAAUCUCAACCAUGGCUGAGGAUUCUGCAGAGGGGGAAGAUGAGGAGGAGGAGGAGAAGGAAGAGGAGGACGACCUUGCAGCGAGCACACAGCACUCCGUUAGCUCCAACAGCCAGGAGCUUUUUGUGACUCGGACAGAAUUACCCUCCCAGCCUUCCCAAGCCACUAGCCCAGACAGUGAAGCCAUGGAAGCGACCUCUGGACACUUUGCCACGCCAUGCAUGUAGCAAGUAAUCGGGUAUCAUUGCAUGACAAAGCAUAGCUGCAUAUGGUCCCGGUGAUUGCUGGCAUUCAAGAAACAUCCGUUCUUUAUCUCGCUCUGUUAUCCUCAGCAAAGUGAUAUCAUUCAUGGUAACCUGGUUGAAAGUCAGGAAUUUAAUUAAGGGGACAGAGAUGGACAUUUUCCUACUGGGCUGUUGCUUAAAAGAAAUCCUUCCUUGCAUGUAGCCAAGUGGGGGGAGGGGAGGAAGGAUAGCGCUGAGCUUUUUUGC